Messenger RNA from Equus quagga, 1806 nucleotides. RefSeq names its product carbonic anhydrase 3 (gene CA3). The record is from RefSeq and is a predicted model, not a curated record. Gene Ontology annotation, cellular component: cytoplasm. Lineage: Eukaryota; Metazoa; Chordata; Mammalia; Perissodactyla; Equidae. The coding region runs from base 173 to 955 and encodes 260 amino acids. The transcript is spliced from 7 exons. Gene Ontology annotation, molecular function: carbonate dehydratase activity; zinc ion binding.
CCCCGCCUCCAAAAUACCACCCCAAUCCAGUUGAGCCCCCCGCCCCACCCUCGCUGACCUAAUAAGGCCAAGCAGCUUGGGGGGGACCUAUAUAAAAGGCGCGGGCUAGCGGGGACGCUGCACGACUCCCGGGACGAGGAGCCGCCGCCGUCCAGUGCGCACCAAGACGACCAUGGCCAAGGAGUGGGGCUACGCUGACCACAACGGUCCUGACCACUGGCAUGAAUUUUACCCGAUUGCCAAGGGAGACAACCAGUCGCCAAUCGAACUGCAUACUAAAGACAUCAAUCAUGACCCUUCUCUGAAGGCAUGGACAGCGUCUUAUGACCCGGGCUCUGCCAAGACCAUCCUGAACAACGGGAGGACCUGCAGGGUUGUGUUUGAUGAUACUUAUGAUAGGUCAAUGCUGAGAGGGGGUCCCCUCACUGCACCCUACCGGCUUCGCCAGUUCCAUCUCCACUGGGGCUCCUCGGACGAUCACGGCUCUGAGCACACGGUGGAUGGAGUCAAGUACGCAGCGGAGCUUCACCUGGUUCACUGGAACCCAAAGUACAACACUUACGGAGGAGCCCUGAAGCAGCCUGACGGGAUAGCUGUGGUUGGCGUUUUUCUGAAGAUAGGACGUGAGAAAGGCGAGUUCCAGCUUUUCCUUGAUGCUCUGGACAAAAUUAAGACAAAGGGCAAGGAGGCACCCUUCACGAACUUUGACCCAUCCUGCCUCUUCCCCACCUGCCGUGAUUACUGGACCUACCGCGGCUCCUUCACCACACCGCCGUGCGAGGAGUGCAUCGUGUGGCUGCUGCUCAAGGAGCCCAUCACCGUGAGCUCCGACCAGGUGGCCAAGCUGCGUAGCCUCUUCUCCAGCGCCGAGAACGAGCCCCCGGUGCCCCUGGUGAGGAACUGGCGCCCUCCACAGCCCCUCAAGGGCAGGGUGGUGAGGGCCUCCUUCAAAUGAGCCCUGGGGCCCGCCCUCUUCAGGAAAGGAACCUGCCGUUGGAGAGCUUGGCUCUUGUCCCCGGCCAGUGUUCCUUCCUCCAGGCAUAUCUCAGUUCUCCACACUCGGCAACGAAUGUGAGAUGCCGUCACCAAGAAGCCACAAUUAUGUUGGACAAGAUCUCAUAUGAAAGCAUUUGGCCUUUGUAAUAAUCAUCUUUCCUAUAAAAGUAGCAUUUCUAGUAAGGUUUCCAAGAAGAAGAAACAGAGAUGGAAGAGUAAAGAUACAGAAAAAUGACUCCUGGGCACCAUUUGUCUGUCAUCUUAAAUUUCACGGAACUUUGGCUUUACUCUUUUCAUAUGAUGAGUUGUCCAUCUUAAAGAAAUAAUGAGUAAUUCUAUACAUAGGAGUAGCGAUGUAGGAAGAUCACGUAGCUAUUAAACGUAAGCCAGACAUUCAGAUGACUGUGGACACCAAGCUUUGAGAUGGUUUCACCCUUAAAUAAAACCAACAAGAGGUCCAUCAUUUAUUAAAAUUUUAGCUACUGUCAAGAUUACCUCGUUUGGAUUAUCAAUGAAAGAAAAACACACUUGACUAGGAGUUUAAAAAAAAUUGACCCAGUAUUUGAAUUUCUUCUUCAUAAAGAUGAUUGACUUUAUCCUAAUAUUUUUCUUUACCUGAAGGAGGGCCAUUUAUUUUUAAUUUUACUACUUUUAUCUUUGCAUGCUUAUUACAAUAAAAACUGCCUCUGAUAUCUUUCCAAUUUGAGGGUGGAAUUAAUGAUUCCUAGAACACACAGGAGUGAAUGACUGUCCUUGAAAUAAAACCAGCUGUACUGAUCAUCAAAACUAAUAAAGACAUGAAUGCAAAAA